Fusarium mangiferae is the source of this 819-nucleotide messenger RNA. RefSeq lists its product as uncharacterized. Gene Ontology annotation, molecular function: S-adenosylmethionine-dependent methyltransferase activity. Gene Ontology annotation, biological process: methylation. The record is from RefSeq and is a predicted model, not a curated record. Lineage: Eukaryota; Fungi; Ascomycota; Sordariomycetes; Hypocreales; Nectriaceae. The coding region runs from base 1 to 819 and encodes 272 amino acids. The transcript has a single exon.
AUGGUGCUUAGGAUCCGGCUUCUUGCAAACUAUCUCUCCAACUUACCCGGCCUUGCAUCUGCGACUCUUAUAUUCAAUGAUACACCAUUCAAUGACUUUACCAGCCUUUCAAGAACCAUUAACAAAAACUGGCCAUCACUCUCACAGGACGGCAAGAUAUCUAUCAGUCCUCUCAAGGUUCCCAAAUCUUUUUUUGGACAAGUCCUGCCUGACAAGUUCGUCGAUGCAGGAUUCUCCUUUACGGCACUUCACUGGCUGCAAUGCAUGCCAUCUUCGUUUGAGCCAUCAGUCCUGGCUGAGUACGCUCACGAAGAUCUAUUGUCUUUCUUGUCAGCUCGUCAUAGGGAAAUUCGGCCAGAGGGUAUACUUACACUCUGUAUUCCCUGUCAUGGCCCGAUUGGAGUUGACCCUGCUGUUGCGAGUCUGCAAGCUAGUAUCCGUAGCCUCGCGAGUACUUCUCAUGUCGAUCCGUUCUUCGAAGUCCGUUUACCACUUUACUUCCGCACCAUGGAACAGAUAUUGUCUUCGAUCAAUGCCGAACGGGGUAAAUGGGUAGUCAAAUCUCACGUAACAGUUCCAAUCAUGCACCCUUCAUGGUCUUCAGCUGUGUUGGACAAAUCCGCUACUGACAUGGCAGCCAAGGUCAGGUAUGUGUCUGGGAUUACUGGCUUUACAAUUGCCGCAUGCUCCCGGUUCUUAACGGAUGAGAUGGGUGAAUACCCCAAGAAAAGAGAUCUCAAUGGACCUGCCUUACCAUUCGGGGUUCUUACAGAGGCAACAUUCCUCGAGGACUUAUCAGCUUGCUACAGGGAUGAUUGA